AUGGUUAUCAAUGUCAUUGAAUCAGUGCGCCCUAUUGGUCAACGUUGGCUCCGUCUCGACCUCUCCUCGUCGACUGAACUGAUGCGCAUCUCAUCCAUUCCAGGACCAUCCGUUGGCUGCGGGAACAAGACCACUUCUUCCCUUGCCCUGACAACAAAAGCCGCCACCUCGGAGGUUUACCUCUACUGUGCACCCGAUGAAGCGGCUCGUCAGCUCUGGUUGACCUCCUUGCGCACUGUCAUUCACGCCGAAAACUUACGCCGGCAGGUCGGAUACCACAGCAGUCGGCACCAUCAUCUCCUCCACCCGACGUCAUUGGCGGUCACGAAUGCUUCUCUGCCGGUGCAUUAUCAAUCCCUAUACAGUCUAUAUGGGUCACUUAGUGAGCCGACUAGUGAAAGGAAUAGCGUUAAACACUAUGGCCCGCUUGACCGACCGGUGGAGAGCAGCACUGAUACUGUUCGCAGUGCUCUUCAACGCAAAGUUCCUCACCUGCGUCUUGCUAUCCCUUUUUCUCCGGUUGGCAAUAGCUUCUUGAUCCUUUUUGCUGUUCUUGUUACAUCCCUGUUUGCUCCCAGAUUUGUCGGUAACUCUGCCUUCUUCCAAUUUCCUGUUCAUAAAUUUUUUUUCCUCAAGGAUGGAAUUUAA
This is a messenger RNA of Protopolystoma xenopodis, 648 nucleotides long. Lineage: Eukaryota; Metazoa; Platyhelminthes; Monogenea; Polystomatidea; Polystomatidae. The record is from the annotation of a GenBank genome assembly.